AUCCAGCAAGUCCAUAUGGCAAGUCCUCUAGCGGGGUCCAUCGCACAUCGCAGGGUCCGUUCUCUUACUGCAUGUCCCAUGGUAACAAACGGCAGAUUUCAUAUGCACAAACGAGCUGGAGAAAAUACAAUCGACUUGGUUAAAGGUUCCCAAGUCAAGAAUUUAAGAAUGAUUAAAAGACACUAGAGAGAAGACAUUUCCCUCUUCCAUUGAAAGAUGUCAGUGAAAUGAUAAAAUAUGAGUGUAGAAGAAUGUCCAUUUUGUGGAAAGCCAUUCAAGAGGCUGAAAACCCACCUAGCACACUGCAAAAUGGCACCAGUUACACAACCCAAGAAAAGCAUUAAAGCGCCAAAAGAACUGAGUGCAAAAACAUCCAGAUAUAAAAAGACAACAAAUGGUGUCAUCUUUAAUGAAAGACUAACCUCCAAAAGCAAGAGUAACGAAGAUACUCACAAUGCAGACAGUCUUCUCACAACUACUGAGGUCAAAGUCUUCUCAUCUAAAGCUCUGGACAUGGAGAGGCCUAAAAACAAAUGGCUUGCGAAAAGACAAAGGGAACUUGAGCGAUUACACCUGUUAGUGCCAAUCUCAAAGAUGCUAAGCAACCCUACCUCAUUAUCCAAGCAUGAAGGAGAUAAAAGCUUUUGUGAGAUCUCCAAAGGACCAAAUCAGGGAACAUGUAAUGGAAAAAGUGCUAAAGGCAAAAAGAAGCUAAAGAUGGCACCAUUAUCGGAGCAGUUGUCCAUCACCAAGAGUAAAAUCAAUACCCCUGGAUUUGUGCCAGCCAUUCUGAAAAACUCUAGCCUGCCAUCUGAGUGCAGUGUACAGCAUGAAAAUCCAAAACUUAAAACGAAAGUGUACUUUUUGGAGAAGCUUGAAACGCUCACAAACAGCCAGGACAAGAAUAUCGAUCAAGUGUCGAGAGCAAAAGAGCAUAAAGCUCAUGCUUUCUUUACGUCCAAGACUUCUGUGUGGGACCACAUCAAUUACAGUUUGUAUUACAAGAGGUUUGUGCCGUAUCCUGUUAUUGAAACAUCCAAAGAUUCUGCUGUGGAGACUAUGCAACAAUCAAACAAGCCUGAAACAGCAGUUACCAAGGUUGCCUUUCCAUCCUCACAGACUUUAUCUGAAACCAUUCAUCAACCUUCAGAAGACAUCAUUAGUUCAAGACUGCAAGGUGCAAGAAGUCUAUCAUGUAGUCCAGAGACAGUGACUGCUUACAACAGAAUACAGUUCUCCUCGGUCCCUUUAGGCAGCUAUGCGAAUGAAAAUAUUUGGAAGAAGGGUCAAUUUCCUGGACCGUUCACCCAAAGUGAAGUGCCUCUAGUGCAGCAGAAACUUGGAGAUGUCAGAUUGAAUAAACUUGGCGCCUGGCUUGCCGCUCGAACUCCGGUGUCACCUGGAGAGAUUGUGACCAUGUUAAAGCAAGGUUGGCAGUGGUACUACAGGAAGUACAUUGACGUUCGUAGAGGAGGGAUCGGUGGGAUAUCCAUGCUGUUGACUGGAUACUGCAUUCUGUGUUACACAUGGAGAUACCAACAUCUCAAGACUGAACGCUGGAGGAAGUACCAUUAAGGACGUUUGGUGGUCUUUGUAAUUGUUUUCAGGGCCAUAUGGACUAAUAAGAAGGGUAAGAUUAUAAUAUCAGGAACUAUUGGUUUACUGUUGAGGUUUGCUGUGUUUUUGUUGACAAGUUAGUUAGAAAUGUCAAGAAGGUGACUGAUAAAGGACUUAUGAAUUAAACAUUUUGAUAGGAACCUAUCUUGAAGUACAGAUAAUGGAAUUAUUUGAAUUAAAUAUUUAUUUGCCAAAAAAUAGAAUGCUUUUAAGCAAAACAAUUUUAAGUUUUGUUUAUUGUGUAACCAGAGGACUUACCCGAGAUCUAAUAAAUUAUAUUGUUCUGCACUUUUUUAGACCUGUCAUAUGUUUUUUUUUUGUUUGUUGUUUACAUGAUCUUGUUUAAUUUCUUAAUUUUUCUAUAAUAUUGUUGCAUAUAAAUAUCCACAAUUUUUUAAAAAGGAAGACAUUACGACAGAUAAUGGCUGUAUUCAAAAUGGAUUUAAUAUUUAUCUCUGCUGUUGUAAUGAACACUCACAAAAACAACAAAUCAUGAACUGACCAACAUAUACAGUAUGACGUGUACACCUAACAUAAUAAAAAUAACUUUUUUGUUUUACAUUCUUUUUCUUUACAAAAAGUAUAAAUAUUUUGUGUUUCAUGUUUUUAUUUUUUGUAAUACAAACAUUACAAAUCAAGUUUUAGGUGAUGCAGAAAAUAAAACGUUAAAAGCAACUUUGACCAUGGGGUAUUACGAUAACUGAAGGCCACA
Molecule: messenger RNA, 2329 nt
Organism: Pimephales promelas (fathead minnow)
Lineage: Eukaryota; Metazoa; Chordata; Actinopteri; Cypriniformes; Leuciscidae
Biological process (GO): proton motive force-driven mitochondrial ATP synthesis
Cellular component (GO): proton-transporting ATP synthase complex
Molecular function (GO): proton-transporting ATP synthase activity, rotational mechanism
Source: RefSeq, a predicted model, not a curated record